UCUCAUUAAUAUGGCUUGUCGGAACACCAACGAGCUGCUUCAUUGAAUCCAGCGGACACCUGCUAAUGGAAUUUAACGUGUUUCACCUCUCCAUGUACUCUUUCAACUGACAAAGGAAUUCAGAAAUUGUUUUCGUUUAUUUGUGUGUGUGAGAGGGUUGUUUUUAAUUCAAAUUAAUAGCUAUUAAUUUGACCACCGGAAGAAUAAUUUAUUUUGGUCUCAUAUUUAUACGGAAAACCUUACGAUCAAGACCUACAACUAAAACAUACACAGAGACAAAAACGUUGUGAUCGUUCUAACACUAUAUGUUGCUCUUUUCACAUUGCUUAUAAACAGAACAUCUCUAUAAAGAGUUGUAUUCUUAUUGCAACAUUUCUUGAACAUAAUACUGUUGUUAAUAAUAAUAAUAAUAAUAAUAAUAAUAAUAAUAAUAAUCAUAAUCAUAAUCAUAAUCAUAAUAAUCAUCAUCAUCAUCAUAAGGAGAUGGAGUAUUGUUUUGGAGAUGUUUUCAAACGUCUGUUGUGCCCACUGUCUCUACUUCUUCUACAAUUUGUUACGUGGGCAGCGACGGCUGGCACGACUUACGAAUCAGAGUGGCUGUCCAGGAUGUUCCCGUCGACCCGGCUGACGCCGUCUUCCCUGUCGUCUACGGCGUCGAGGGAUCUCGUUCCACGUUACGUGCUAGAACUGUAUGAAGAAAUGAAAUUUCAGGACGAAAAGGCUAAAGAGGACGGGGCGACUGGCAAUGAAAACGAUGCCAUUAUGAGCUUCAAAGUGCAGCUAGAAAGAGUUAUUGUCGAUCCUGGGAAUGUCAUAAAGAGAGGCCUAAAUUUUAACCUGACAUAUUUAGCAAACGACUCCAACAUCUUAUCUGCUGAGCUGGUAUUUCCUGUCAGGACCGCAGCAAGACGCUCUCAAAUAAUGAAUACACAUGUGGAAUUUGAAGGAGUUCCAUUACAAAGAAUGCCACGGUCGACCAGAAACCGCGACUAUCUGGUGUUUGACGCCACCCAGGCUUUACUUGCCAACAGACUGAACGCGAAUCCAUGGGUCGAAGUCUCAGCUCCGCACAUGCGACCAAAUUCAACACUGACUGCGCAUUUCCGGCACAAUUCGUUGGGAGAGGUGCUCGAUGGUCUGUACUUGGACAAAGCACUAAUGAUCGUCUACGAAAACAUCGACGCGGCGAGACUCCGGAGCAGCAACUACAGAAGUAAGCGACAGACCUCCAGAGGCUUCGUCGACCAGUUCUGGAAUUUCAAUGCCGUGUUGAACUUCACCACCACAAGGACGCACACACCGGACAAUGGAACAGCCGAUGAUGAUGACGAUGACGACGACGACCAAGCGGUGUGUGGCGUCCGUCCAUGGUAUGUUGAUUUCGCAUCGAUGGGCUGGGUUUGGAUUGUUUCCCCACGUGGUUACUAUGCCAACAGUUGUGGAGGAACGUGUACACUUGGCACGGUCGGCAACAGGAUGACCAACUACGCCUUUAUGAAGAGUUUGUAUCACAGACAUACGGGCUUCCAGCACGCCGACACUCUGUCUGUUACGUCUUGUACGCCAACCAGAAUGUCGCCCGUGCGCUUACUUUACUACAACAUCAACCACGACUUAAUAUCUCAGCGACUACCACAGAUGGCAGUCAGUGAAUGUGGAUGUAGAUAAAAAAAGAAGUAAAAAUUGUCUGGCUUUGCAGGUUUUAGUAAUGGACUCAAAAGGGAGCCCAAAAGGACCUGAGGGGAUACAGAAGAGAGCCCUUCUAAAGGAUCUGAGGAGACCCAGACAGGAUACUAAGGGUCCCGAGUCCGGUGUUUCAGUAAGUUUCAAGUUCCAGGAUGUGGCAAUGGAAACUGAAGAACAAUGCCCCCAAAGAACUCGCGCUUCCUUCAGAAAAUAGAUUUAUUCCCCUGCCUCUGGUAGAAAUUCCUCAAUUUGGCCCUAUUCUCCUUCCACGAGGUCAAUCCCGAAUCCAGUAGUUAUUAGACCCCUACCGGCCCAACUGAAAGGGGAGUAUAGGUUUCGUCUCCGCCCUUCUGUCUGUCGGUCCGUAUGUCUAUUACACAUAUAGUUUUCCGCAUGUUUUUUUUCAACAAUGCCUCGAGACAUUGAAAUUUUAUGUGUACCUUUAACAUGUACUCUUACAAAUCAAAUUUGACUUUCAUGGCGAUUUACUCUUUUUGACAGAGUUAUGGCCCUUGGACUUACGAGAUAUGAAAAAUAAAAUUUCCGGACUUUUUUUUUUGCAAUGCCUCAAAAUACUGAGUAAAAAAAUUGUGUAUUGCUUCAUAAUGUUCCGUUACAGAUCACGUGUGCCUUUCAUGGCAAUUUACCCAUUUUUUCCUUGAUCUUAGGAGAUACGAAAAUCUGUUAAGCCCGGCGGGGGACAUGUGUUGCUUUAGCAGUAGGCCUACUCUCAAAAUGCAUGUUAUUACAACCUCAAAAUAAGUCGGAUAUAUGCAUUUCUGCGCUAUGCAAAGUAAAUUGUGGAACCUAUUAUGCUUAAAUCUCAAAACGGGACCAGACUGCGAUCGUCAACCAAUAUAUAAAAAAUACUAAAAGUUGGCUACCUUCCCAGAUAGCAUGUUGUUGAUGGACCAGUGCUGGACAAACAUUUAUUAUAUACAUAGCUGUGGAAUAUUUAGAUCUACAGAAACAAUAAAAGUGAUAUUCGGUGAAAAGUCAUAUUUUCACUGUAUUUUAGUUACAGUGAAAAUAUAAAAAUCAUAUUUAUAUUUUUGUGAACAUGUUUUAAUUAUUGAGGUCCGUGUCGCUUCGUCGUGUUUUCGUUUUUAGUUUGAUGACUACCAAUGCAUCUGAAUGUCUUUGAAUUUAAAAAAAGAAAAAAAGAAGACAAUUGUAUCUGUAAAAAAAAUGGAUAUGAAGUGCAAUUACGGUAAAAUAUCUAAAACUGAUCGAG
Messenger RNA from Gigantopelta aegis, 2920 nucleotides. Its product is annotated as protein dbl-1-like. Gene Ontology annotation, cellular component: extracellular region. The record is from RefSeq and is a predicted model, not a curated record. Gene Ontology annotation, molecular function: cytokine activity; growth factor activity. Lineage: Eukaryota; Metazoa; Mollusca; Gastropoda; Neomphalida; Peltospiridae. Gene Ontology annotation, biological process: SMAD protein signal transduction. The transcript has 3 exons. The coding region runs from base 484 to 1668 and encodes 394 amino acids.